Culex quinquefasciatus (southern house mosquito) is the source of this 2568-nucleotide messenger RNA. Its product is annotated as kinesin-like protein Klp10A. Gene Ontology annotation, molecular function: microtubule binding; microtubule motor activity; ATP binding. The coding region runs from base 1 to 1956 and encodes 651 amino acids. NCBI's taxonomy places the organism in Eukaryota, Metazoa, Arthropoda, Insecta, Diptera, Culicidae. Gene Ontology annotation, biological process: microtubule-based movement. The record is from RefSeq and is a predicted model, not a curated record. The transcript has 6 exons.
AUGGGCCAAUGCAAUACGUCGUUGCAAAUUUUUAAAACUGACAUUUCUUCCCCAUCUUCUUAUUUCUCCCUCUCCCCAGGAGCGGCCCGAACAGCGCGGACCUCGUUGGCCCCGAGCUACAACGGCCAGUCGUCGGACCAGUCAGAGAACAUUCCCCCGCAGAAGGCUAAACAGGCAAAGGCACAACCCAUCACCAGGAUGUCGAUGACGGCGGCGGUCCCGGCGACGGCGCCCGCACCCUCCCAGAUCGCGCAACCGGUCAACUCGGUGGCGGCGGCGGCCCUCGGCCAGGCCGGUUCGAACCCGCGUCGGUCGUACGUCGUGAAGGAGGUGGAACGGCUCAAGGAGAACCGGGAGAAGCGGCGCGCCAAGCAAGCGGUCAUCCGCGAGGAGAAGAACGCCCUCAUGAACAUGGACCCGGGCAACCCGAACUGGGAGCUGUCGGCGAUGAUCCGCGAGUACCAGAGCCAGAUCGACUUCCGGCCGCUGCUGGACGGGCAGGCCAUCGAGGACCACCAGAUAACGGUGUGCGUGCGCAAGCGGCCACUCAGCAGGAAGGAGGUCAUGCGGAAGGAGCUGGACGUGAUCUGCGUGCCGACCAAGGACACGCUGAUCGUGCACGAGCCCAAAACGAAGGUGGAUUUGACCAAGUUCCUGGAGAACCACAACUUCCGGUUCGAUUACGCGUUCGACGACAGCUGCGGCAACGAGCUCGUCUACAAGUACACGGCCAAACCGCUGGUGCAGACGAUCUUCGAGGGGGGGAUGGCGACGUGCUUCGCGUACGGCCAGACCGGCUCCGGCAAGACGCACACGAUGGGCGGCGACUUCAACGGCAAGGUGCAGGACUGCAAGAACGGAAUCUACGCGAUGGCCGCCAAGGACGUGUUUGCGUAUCUGCACAGCGCCAAGUACAACCACCUGCAGCUGGUCGUGUCGGCGAGCUUCUUCGAGAUCUACAGCGGAAAGGUAUUCGAUCUCCUCUCGGACAAGCAGAAGCUGCGCGUCCUCGAGGACGGCAAACAGCAGGUGCAGGUCGUCGGGCUGACGGAGAAGGUCGUGGACUCGGUCGAGGAGGUGCUGGGCAUCAUCAACCACGGCAACAGUACGCGCACGUCCGGCCAGACCUCCGCCAACGCCAACUCGUCCCGGUCACACGCCGUCUUUCAGAUCGUGGUGCGGCCCAAGGGCUCGACCAAGAUCCACGGCAAGUUCUCGUUCAUCGAUCUGGCCGGUAACGAGCGGGGCGCGGACACGUCCUCCGCGAACCGCCAAACCCGGAUGGAGGGCGCCGAAAUCAACAAGUCACUGCUCGCGCUCAAGGAGUGCAUCCGGGCGCUCGGCAAGCAGAACGCCCAUCUGCCGUUCCGCGUCAGCAAGCUCACCCAGGUCCUGCGGGACUCGUUCAUCGGCGAGAAGAGCAAGACCUGCAUGAUUGCGAUGAUCUCGCCCGGGCUGAGCUCGUGCGAGCACACGCUCAACACGCUGCGGUACGCGAACCGCGUCAAGGAACUGGUGGCCAUUGAUCCGUCGGAGCGGUCGGACGACGUCGAACCGAUGGAGAGCGACGAGCCCAAGAACGGCGGCGGCGGCGGCCUCAACGAGAACGAUCUGGCGCAGCUGCGGUCGCUGAAUGAACACGACAUGUCGGUCGAGCUGUACAACCAGCACGCGGCCAUCUCGGACCUGCAGCAGACGGAGGAGGAGGUCGUUGACCACCACCAGAAGGUGAACGAGUUCCUGAUGAAGUUCCUGCCCGAGUCGCGCGAGCUCUACAAGCAGACCAACUUUGUCGACUACGACCAGGAUGCAUACUGCAAGCGCGGCGAGGAGCUGUUCACCCAGCUGGCGGAGAUUGCGACCACCUGUAAGGACCUGAUGUCGGAGUUCCGGGCCAAGCUCGCCAAGGAGGAGAUGCUGUCGCACAAAAUCAACCCCGAGCGAAAGUAUAAAUAAGAGCGAUAGAGAGAGCGAGCGAGGUUAGUUGUGUUUGUGUUUGGAAAAAUGAGAGAGCGGCGCGAGAGCGAUCCUCUCCGAUGAGAAUACGAAAGUUUAUCUGAGACACAGAACUCACUCACACAUAUAAAUUUGCGAGAGAGAGAGAAAAAUUGCAAAGAGAAGGAUAUUUAUUUAUUUAACUGCGCUUUGUAUCUCCCAGACUCUGUUUCUUUUUAGUUUGUUUUGGUUUUGUUUACCCACUAAUGCGUCACACGUACCAACCUUAAAAGAACUCACUCACACACUCAAAAAAAAUCGCGUUCGUUGAGGGCGUGUAGUUGUAUCUUUAACGAUAUUAACUCAUUAAAUUAUGUAUAAUUUUACCGUAAUAUAGAUAGUGUACAGCUGAUCUGCCGAAGCGAAGACCGAUUCCCUCGAAACAUUCUGAGUUCAGAGUUCAUUCCUUGUUUGUGUGAAUCUUGUCCGAGUUGAGAGAGAGAGAGCCAAAUCGAAUAAACAAAAAAGUCAGAGAGCGAACAACUUGUACUAACUGUGUUAAGACGUAAACUAUUUUAUCUCUCUACUAGUUCGAUGCAAAAAAAAAGAAAUUUGUCAUUAAUUUUGCAUCGA